AGGCGGAAGUGACGACAGAGCGCUGUGAUUGGGUGGCGUGGCGGAGAGGAAGCGGUACAUUCGCUGUCAGAAUACUGUCGCCAGUCACCCUGGCCUCUGGAGACCCGUUCGCUUCAGCCUCCGCCUCUGGCAAUCAAAGUGUACGGAUGUCAUCCACCCGACUCCUGCUACGGAUCUGAGCUGCGGGCCGCCGCCCGGAUGGGCCCGCCCGAGCGCUCUAAAAUCUCCAGGGACUGUUGAAUUGCCAAAGAGUUUGGGCCACAAGCUGAAGUUCCCAUUCCAUGGAUCCCUUGGGUGCACCUUCCCAGUUUGUGGAUGUGGACACCCUGCUAAGCUGGGGUGACUCAUAUGAAGAUGAAGUAAACACCUCUGACGGCACAGCUGAGGCAUUCCAGGAAGACACAAACAGAUCGCCUUUUCUUUAUAAUCGGGACAUUAAUGGAAAAGUGGUUCUUUGGAAAGGAGACGUGGCAUUACUGAACUGUACAGCCAUUGUGAAUACCAGCAAUGAAAGCCUCACAGAUAAGAACCCUGUGUCAGAGAGCAUCUUCAUGCUUGCGGGGCCAGAUUUGAAGGAAGACCUACAGAAACUUAAAGGUUGCCGAACUGGUGAAGCAAAAUUGACAAAAGGCUUUAACCUAGCUGCUCGGUUCAUCAUUCACACUGUGGGACCUAAGUAUAAGAGCCGCUAUCGCACUGCAGCAGAGAGUUCGCUCUACUUCUGUUACAGAAACGUGCUUCAGCUGGCAAAAGAACAGUCCAUGUCUUCUGUUGGCUUCUGUGUCAUCAAUUCUGCAAAGCGAGGUUAUCCACUAGAGGAUGCAACACACAUCGCUCUUCGUACUGUGAGGCGGUUCCUAGAGAUCCAUGGGGAAACCAUUGAAAAAGUAGUAUUUGCUGUCUCAGAACUCGAAGAGGCCACUUACCAAAAGCUGCUACCUCUGUACUUCCCAAGGUCAUUAAAGGAGGAGAGCCGGUCGUUGCCGUACCUACCUGCAGACAUUGGAAAUGCAGAAGGGGAGCCCGUGGUACCUGAGCGGCAAAUUAGGAUCAGUGAGAAACCUGGUGCUUCAGAGGACAAUGAAGAAGAAGAUGAGGAUGAAGGCUUGGGAGUGGAUCUGUCUUUCAUUGGCUCUCAUGCUUUUGCUCGAAUGGAAGGAGAUAUUGACAAGCAAAGAAAAUUGAUCCUCCAGGGACAGUUGUCCGAAGCUGCCCUGCAGAAGCAGCAUCAAAGAAAUUAUAAUCGAUGGUUAUGCCAAGCAAGAUCUGAAGACCUAUCUGAUAUUGCUUCUCUGAAAGCUUUAUACCAAACAGGUGUAGAUAACUGUGGCCGCACAGUGAUGGUGGUAGUUGGAAGAAACAUUCCUGUGACAUUGAUAGAUAUGGACAAGGCCCUCUUGUAUUUUAUCCAUGUAAUGGAUCACAUUGCUGUGAAGGAAUAUGUAUUGGUGUAUUUCCACACACUGACCAGCGAAUACAAUCACCUGGACUCUGACUUCCUGAAGAAACUCUACGAUGUUGUUGACAUCAAAUACAAGAGGAAUUUGAAGGCCGUUUAUUUCGUUCAUCCAACAUUCCGUUCAAAGGUCUCAACAUGGUUUUUCACCACCUUUUCUGUCUCAGGAUUGAAGGACAAGAUCCACCACGUAGACAGCCUGCAGCAGCUCUUUUCUGCCAUAUCUCCUGAACAGAUAGACUUCCCUCCUUUUGUCCUUGAAUAUGAUGCCAGGGAAAAUGGGCCUUAUUUUGCAUCUUAUCCUCCAUCACCAGAUUUGUGACCUUCCGCCUUCCCAGUGCUUCUUGGUCACAGGAUUCCAUUUCACCACCACUCACCACCUAUUGAAGUGAUGUUCAUUUUUGCUGUACAGAUCCAGAGAGCUUUUGUCCCCACCUCUCUGGUAUUUUUGUAUUGACUAUAUAUUUUCUGGACAUAAACAAUCUAAAACUGGUAGGCCAUUCUGAACUGCAUACAUUUUAAAUUUGUAUAUUUGUAUCAAAUGGAAAUGCUCAUUUUUAGAGCAUUAGUAGAAACUGGGGAUCAAUUUUUGAGUGUCUUCAGUUUCCUGGAGGAUGCUGGACUCUGUCACACAGGCCACCAACGUUGCUCACAUCAUCUCUUACAGUGCACGUUUCCGGACUCUGUUACAAGGCCACCAACAUUGUUCAUAGCAUCUCUUAAACAGUGCACGCUCUCUUUGUGUAUUUAAGUGUUUCUCAAAAUAUAUAGAACCAGUGUAUGCUGAACGCAUGCAUUGUUCCCUCAUGUCCUAGCUUUAAUACCAUUUACAUUCUAUACAGACCAUCUGAUUAUAAUAUAGAAUUGCCCAUGACCAAGAAUAUUGAAAUGUGUCUGAUCAAAACUGUAAAAACCUUCAACAAAACAUAGAACUCACAAAUUGUUGGCACAAGGUAAGGCUGAGCUGUAAGUGCUUCUUGGAUUACCUGCUUUGUUCAGAUCAACACUGUUCUGAUCUCAGAGUGUGGAGAACAUGAAGACUGUAUCUUCAACUCUUUCCUAUAAUCAUGUGACUGGUCUCUUUAUCAAAAGAAUGUUUGUGCUACCAGCACUCCUAAGUAAAGAGAAUUCCCAGGACUACAUCCCUGACCACAUUGCUGUCUUCUCAAAGUCAUAAAUGAUUACAUUGCUUCAUUA
Arvicanthis niloticus (Nile rat) is the source of this 2653-nucleotide messenger RNA. It is a transcript of the gene Gdap2, whose product is annotated as ganglioside induced differentiation associated protein 2. Lineage: Eukaryota; Metazoa; Chordata; Mammalia; Rodentia; Muridae. The record is from RefSeq and is a predicted model, not a curated record.